Molecule: messenger RNA, 3054 nt
Organism: Phragmites australis (common reed)
Lineage: Eukaryota; Viridiplantae; Streptophyta; Magnoliopsida; Poales; Poaceae
Exons: 6
Coding region: 742-2625 (627 amino acids)
Source: RefSeq, a predicted model, not a curated record
UGAACUGGAACAGAGAGGAGAGGAGGGGCGCUGAAAGCCACAGUUUGCUUAGGGUUUCUCUCCCCACGCCGAGACAGACAAGUACUCCACCACACACACGACCUCCCCCACACCCAAACGAAAUUCACAAAUCCACCGGAGUCACGAACUUUCCGAGGGAGGAAAAAUCCCGUCAGAAAUCCGGCGCUCCAAAUCCCUCACCCGAGGCGCUCCCCGAAGCCCGUCACGAAUCCCGCAAAUCCGCGCUGAAAUUCCCCACCAAUCCUUCGCCGCCGCCGCCGCCGCAGCUCCACUCCCGGCUACAGCCCCCAGCCUCGCGUCGUCGCCGCCGCCGCGGUGGAUUUCUCCCGAGGGUUUCAUCUCUCUCACUCUGCUACUGCCGCUGCAAAUUGUUGCGACUCGGCAUCGGGGACCUCCUCGCGCCGGCAAGGCGAGGUCUCCUCGCGCAGAAACCCCCUCUCCUCGAGAGGCGUCGCGCUCCUCCGCCUCGACGCCGCCGCCGCUCUCUACUGGUACUGGAGUGGCGUGGGGCGGAGAUCCGUCCGGGUGUGGAUCGAUUUCCUUGUUCGUUGGUUAUCCUUCUUCUUUAUCGGGGAAGAUCAAUCUACGCAAGGUGUGGGGGCAGUUUCUUUCCCAAAGAAUUCGGGGGUUCAACUGAACCCCCAUGCCCCACGCUAAGUCCGCCCCUGUUGGUGGACUGGAUUGGUGGACGCGGCUGAUUUCAUCACGGUGCCACCCGUCAUGGAGCGAGGUGAGCCCUCGUUGAAGCCAGAAUGGCUGCUGCGCGUGCCCAGUACAGUAGCUGCCACCCUCCGGCCUGCAACUUCAUCCCACACAGAUGAUCAAGGCAUGGGUGCUUCAUCGAGAAACCGAUCAUCAGGGCGUGAUCGCGAUCAGAGCUCCCAACAGUCCUCUUCGCGGAGGGGUUCAGGCUCAAGUGGUUCAAGGCGGAAUGACCGGGAUGGUACAGUUAAGUCAAAAGGAUAUGCCAGUUUUGGAAGGAACAACAGGGAAAGGGGCCAAGAGAAGGAUCCAGAUGUCCGCGAUCAGGGGAGUAGGUUGGUUCAGCUAGAGGACCCCCUCCGUGAUGGCUUCGAGUCAUUUAGCUCAUGCAGACCUGAAAAGGACCGGCUUAACCGCACUCGUUCGAAGGUGGGCACAUCGAAUCGAGCAGUAGGAGUAAGUUUAGACAAUGGUGAUAUAUCUAGAAAAGAUACUGGUGGCAUCUCCUUUGAGCGUGAAUUCCCACACCUUGGUUCUGAGGACAAAAAUGGUAAGCAAGACAUAGGCAGAGUUCCAUCUCCUGGAAUUAGCACCCCAAUUCAGAGCAUACCAUUGAUCACUGUGCCUGAUGGCUGGAAUUCAGUGCUAGCAGAAGUUCCUAUACUUGGUGAUCCAAACAAUAACCCUGUUUCCUCAUCUUUAUCACCCGCUGGUUCCAGUAAACAGAUUGAAGUGUCCAACUCUGGGAGUGCAUUAAGCAUGGCUGAAACAGUGAUGCAAUCGCCAUUAAAGAUUUCCACUGCACCUCAGUUAUCAAUUGAUACUCAGAAGAUUGAAGAAAGAUCUAUGAGGCAGUGCAUUCUGAGACCUCUAACACCUUCAUCAAACAAAACUUCUGUAUCAAGUUCUUUGGAUAAGCUAAAACCCAAAGGUGCAAGAACUGGAGAGCCUAAUGGUCCUAUCAAGGUUGUACCACAACUGUCAAUACAGCCUUCUUGCAGCUCUGUUCGUACUCCAGUCAAAACUGAGCUUGUAAAGCCAUCACAAUCAGGAAACCUUCAAGUCCUUAGCCGUGAACAGAAUGGUACUGUAAAUACUGCCAAAGACUGUACCAGCAAUCCUGUGAGCCCUGUUCUAGGUCGAUCUUCUUCAAUGGAACCUAUGAGAAAGCCUGUUGUCAACCAAAAGAUUAAGGUUCUGACUAAUGUUCUUCCUUUGCAUCUGCAACAAGGUUCAUUUGGUGAGAGAAAAGCAAGUGCAAAGGACAAGCGUAAAUUCUUUGAAUUGUUGCGGAGCAAGUCUGUAAAUGGUUCAAGCACUACUAUUGAGUCUCCAUCUAGCUUGAUUGAUGAUCAGCAGAACACUUGUCUUGAUUUGUCCUUGUUUAAUUCUGGAGUCAAGUUUAUUGAAAACGGGAGUAGUUCCUGUGAAGAAGCAAAUUCUUGUGAGGGAUGUCAGCGACACUUAUCUGACAAUGAGGAAAUCAUUACGCCUUCAGAAUCUCAUGAUGUUUUAUGUGAGGGAUCUCUGGGGAUUUUAGUUGACAACAGGGAUGCCAGCUCUUCAUCAGCACUUUCUGACACAGAAGACGUGGUUUCUAAGAAGCCCCAGCCAUUUGAGCUCAUUGGAGCAGAGGGGGAGGAAGCCGAUCCUGCUCAAGAGUUUGAACACAUUGGAGCAGGGGUGGAGGAACCCAAUCCUGCUCAAGAGUUCGAGCCCAUUGGAGCAGAGGAGGAACUCUAUCCAGCUCAAGACAAACCAAGUCCAGAAGAGCUGGCUUUCCUGCGAUCCCUUGGCUGGGAUGAGAACGAAGUGGUUCCACCUCUUCAACAGGAAGAGAUUGCUGACUGUGUGAGGCAGAACGUGAGGCUGCAGCAGAAGCUUCAGGAAUGCAGGGGCUAAUCGCAGAAUUUGUGGGGCAACGUUACUGUGUCGUCACCAUGCUGAGAACUUGUGUGGACGUGACGCUGUGGCAUGAUGAGUUUUGGUAACUACCUGGUCAACCGACAUGGAAUGAUUGUCUAGUUUAGAAAAUCCAGAGUUUUUUUUUCUUAAUGCUUGUUCAGCAUCGUGGGGGGAGGUUUCAUGAGUAGAGCUGACAUUUUCCCCUGCUGAAAAGAGGUUUUAGGGUUUUUUUCUUCCUCAUUUUCCCAGAAGGAAUACCAAAUGCAAGUCUGUCUGGUGUUGGAGGCACAUAGGUGUGCGUAAGUGCGUUGCUCUGAAAGAAUAGGUUGUUUUUCUUUUUUACUUUCCAUGGCUUAUCCUUGUUUCAGAAAAAAGAGAAAGAGAAUGCUCGGUCUUAACAUGAAAAGGUGCACAGGAUUAUCAUGA